Molecule: messenger RNA, 2095 nt
Organism: Somion occarium
Lineage: Eukaryota; Fungi; Basidiomycota; Agaricomycetes; Polyporales; Cerrenaceae
Source: the annotation of a GenBank genome assembly
GCAAAUUGAGGAUCAUCGAUCAGGUCCAAGGUUAAGUCACUGAAGUGAAGGGCAAGGCAGAUACGAAUUGAAUUAUAAUGAUGAACGCGAUCACGUGCAGAAAGUUGGGAAAUAUUGCGCGACGCGUUCCUGCUUCUUUUCGUUCUUUCACAAUUACCACCAUCAUGGCUGCCACUUCCGCAGUUGAUGAUGUCUUCCAAGAAAACUCUCCUCUCAUUGUUGACUGUGAUGUUCUAGAAGCGGCAAAGGAAAAUAUCCAACCCAUCGCUAAGGGUCGUCGAGUAACCGCUCUUUCAGCUAUUCUUUCAACUCCACACGCUCAACGCGAAACUCGCCUUGCUGCCACUCGCAAUCGACUGAGAAUCAAUGUCGAAGUCUCCCUGGAAGAUGAAGAUGACGAUCCAUUGGAAGCUUACUGUCGCUUUGUUGAUUGGACGGUGGAGAAUUAUCCACAGGGUCACAGUGCCGAGUCUGGUCUGCUCGAGUUGCUCGAAGAAGCCACUCGUGUACUUAGGAAUGACAGAGAUGGGAAAUGGAAGGACGAUAUGAGGUAUCUCAAGUUGUGGGUCCUCUAUGCGAGUUAUGUCGAAAAGCCGGCGAUCAUAUACAAGUUUUGUGUCGUGAAUGAAAUUGGUACCUCCCAUGCGUUGCUAUACGAAGAGUUUGCCGUUGCUCUGGAGAGGGCAGGAAGGAAAGCCGAGGCCGACGAGACAUACCUCCUCGGCGUCGCUCGGCGUGCUGCCCCUGUCGAACGGCUUGAAGCAAAGCAUCGUGAAUUCCAAAAGCGUAUGCUAACUUCGACCUCACUUCCUGUUGACACUCCGCCAGAAGUCCCCGCAUCGACUUCAUCAGGCUCGAGGUCACGUCGCACCGUUCUCGGCGAAACAUCGUCUUCUCGCACUCGCGCUUCUUCCUCACGCACCGAGGUUCCUACUCAUGCACCUGUUCCAAUUGAAGAUGAUAUCCCUCCCAGACCCAAUGCUCGCAUGCAAGUGUUUGUGGACCCUUCGGGCUCAGCAGAUCAAAAUUCGUCUCCAGCACCUUGGCCUGAACUCGGUACUCGGAAGACACGAAUCAAGGAGAACGUAAGAGAAGUGAGCAAAGCGGCUGGGAGUACAUUGAAACAAGCGGGACGGACUACCAGGAUGGCGUCAGCGGGCAGUGGCUCGAAGAUACCGAUCUUCAGAGAUCCUGAUGGUUCGGCGGCAGUGGAUGAUAUGCCGCCACCUCCUGCUCCUUCUUCCUCGUCAAAGAGCAAGCCGUCAGCUUCGUCAGGAAAGCUUGCGGUCUUCCGUGAUGAGGAACCUGUGCCUUCGACUUCAAUGGAGAGUAAAUCGGACGCCCCGACCAAGCUGUCUAUAUUCCGGGAUGAGAAACCUGUGCGGACCAUUGUCACGAGGAGUAAGUCAGCGAAGCUUCCCGUGUUCAACGACUCGGAUGCUGCACCUUCCACCUCGUCGAAGCGCAACACGUCUGCUACAAGCAAACUUACUGUAUUCCGUGAGGAUGAUCUUGCACCUGUGUCGUCCACGUCGAAGAAGGACAAAGCAACCGCCCCUGCGAGGCUGACUAUCUUCCGUGAUGGCGGGCCUGGCGCUGACGACGAGCCUGUACCUGCGACGCCCAAGUUCACGCCAUAUAGAGACGAAGGGGCUCCCCCGACACCUUCUUCACACUUGGCUGUACCUGAAUCAGUGAUGAAAGAAAAGCCAGCUCCUUCAGGUACACGAGGGGUCAAGAUGUCUUCAGAAGCCGAGGCCUUGAGAAAGGACCCAUUGAAGAACUAUGACGAAGAAGAUAGGCUUGUUGCUCUGGAUUGAAAUGUAUGCAGUCUGCGCUCUCUUCCGUUGAUUUUAGUACCUCCUGUUUUGACCCUUGACGAUAUCUAAUGAUGCUGGGUUGUAUUUCUUUACGCUGACGAUUUCUGCUACUUGCGUUUACCCUAUGUCACCUUAGGAGUCAGUCCGACUUGUGCGAUAUAUGCUAUGAAGGUGUUUUUGCUGUCAAUGCUGUUCGCCGCGUCUCGGGGUUCGGCUUCAGGUGGUACAAGUACCUGAUGGUCGCUCCAACGUUUGUUAUGUCCCUUCGUCCAUUA